AUACACUGGACAGCUCAACAGAAAUUGUGGUGAUGGAGAGGGAAGAAGACAUUUCCCUGCCACAUGGGUCUAAAGAUAAAUUAAGCGAUGAGAAGACGGUUGCAUCUGACACAAAUCAUGUCCCUAACAGUUUGAAAGAGACCCACUCAGUCCAGAAUCCAGCAAUGAUUGCAGGUAAUAAACUGGCCUGUGAAAACUUGUUGGGAGGUACCAUUACAGACAGAGACAAAACAGAGAUUGAAACUGCUGCGGAAGAAAGUCAGUACUUUGAAGGUGAAUCUUCAUCAGAAAUGGAGAUACGACCUAUUGCAUCAGAACCAGAGGUACCCAGUGACAAAGCCUCAAGUCCAAAGACAGCAGUUCUUGAAUUGUCAAAACCAGAAAAGCGAAAUCUUGAAGAAGGCCCUGAUAUUUGUAGUGGUGGUCAGCCUUCAUGUAAUGCUGAUAUGGAAGAUCAUCAGUUACAAGGUACUGAAAAUGACAUUUGUCAUGAAGCUCAAGAUGAAUGCAGAAAAGCUGCUGGAGAUCAGCUACUGGAGCCUGAACAAACUGCAUUUCCAGAACAGAGAGGCCAACGUAUCUCUAUAGAAGAAGCUAGCUCUGCAGACAGUGAUCGCCUGUCCAAGUUCUACAUAUGCAGUCUUUGCACCUUCAGCUGUUGUCUAGCCACAGAUUUUACCAUGCAUCUGAACUCCUGCCAUGAUAAUGAAGUGGACUUUGUAUGUUACCACUGCCAGUAUCGAGGAGCUUACACUACAGACCUCACUAAUCACAUCACAGAGCACACUAUCAGCAGUGCAUUGUUUUGGUGCCCUGCAGAGACCUGCACCUUCAGAGCUGAGAGCAUUCGACAGCUGGAACCCCACAUAAAAGCUCAUAGUGAACUUGUGAAAUGUUGUUGCAGGACAUGCAAACUCUCUUUUGCAUCACCAACAGAUCUUCUUAACCACUUCAAAGAGCAUUCAAAGACAUUAUUUAGCUGCUCCAGGUGCCCUGCACGCUUCCUGUCCAGAGCAGCCAUCAUGCAUCACUGUCAGCAAGACCACACAGGCAGAUGUCUUUUCCGAGUUGUUGGAAUGCUACUGUGUCAGCAGAGAAUGGAAAAUGGAUACGAAAUCUUUGCUUUACAUGACAUGAAACUUGCAACAGAGACAAAUGAAGCCAUGGUCGAGGCAGCUAGUAACAGCCAAGACACAAAUCUGACCAGUAUCAAUGCAGAUUCCAGCACAUUGGAAGUCAUAUCACUUUCAGAACCGGUUUGUGACAGUAUAAGCAGAAACAUUUUGGGCACAAGUUGCAUUAGAGGUGACAGCAUUGAGUAUGGCUCCGAUCAAUUUAAAGCAUCAAAACAUAUAUCAUCACAAGACAGCUGUGGUAUCAAGUCACCCAAUCCUGAUGAAUCUGCUGGUUCAAAGAAAGCAAAGUCUCUCAGACUGAGCACAGAAAAUGUCAGCUUAGUUAAGGGUCUUUUAGUGGAGGCUGUCUCGUCAGUGAGACAAGAAAUGUGUGAUAAGAUGGGAUCUAUCCAAGAUCUUGACAACAAGCUGACAAAAGAAGAUUCAGUCUCAUUUCAUUCUGUGGUCAGCAUGCCAUCGACUACUGUGAAUGCAUUUGUGGCAGAGGUUGAUCCACCUAAUAACAAGCAAGCUGAGAACAGGUGCACUGGAGAAACCUCCCAUGAAGUGUUAAGGCAGAACCAGACAAAAGAAGAAGAGUCUCAUUCUGAUAUUCCUUUUGUUCAUAGCCCCACGCCUAUAGAACCUUCAUUGUUUUCAGUUGCAGUCCCUGAUGCUACUGUUGCAGACCCAGCCUCAUCUAGACAAACUAUAGAAAUAGCUGCCUCUCAUGCAAAUAUUCAGAAAACUCUGACAUUGCAGUUAAUGCUGAACCAUUGCUCACAUCAGGCUGUCUCCCUGUGACAGCAGGAACAACUAUACCUGGUGAUGACAUAGACAAAUCCACUUGGAGUUCAAGCUCAGCGCUAAGAUCUAACAUGCCAUUACCAGAAGAGAGACCAUCAGGUCUUUGUUCUUUGCCCAUAACAGAGCAUCCACCUAAAAAGCAGG
This is a messenger RNA of Pomacea canaliculata, 2066 nucleotides long. RefSeq lists its product as uncharacterized. NCBI's taxonomy places the organism in Eukaryota, Metazoa, Mollusca, Gastropoda, Architaenioglossa, Ampullariidae. The transcript has 4 exons. Bases 33 to 1919 code for a protein of 628 amino acids. The record is from RefSeq and is a predicted model, not a curated record.